AGGGAAUCAAACAGGCAAAAACCAGUAGAGAGAGAAGCACUAAACAACAGAGCGCAUAAAGCUCCACCAUUACUCAACGGCUUUGCUUUUUACUUGAAAAUGGCGAUUCUUCAUCUUCUUCUUCCUACCAUGCAAUACGCUCCUUCAUGAACCAUAACAAUGUUAUCGAUUACCUUCACAAUGUUUCUACCAAUCGCCGUUCUUCUCUACUUCUCCGCAUUGUAUUCCGCCGCCGACGAUGCCGAAACCCUCGCUCUCACGGCGUUCAAAUCCAAUCUCCACGAUCCGCUCGGUGCAUUGGACGGAUGGAACUAUCAUACGCCGUCAGCUCCUUGCGAUUGGCGCGGCAUUCUCUGUUUCGACGGUCGAGUUCGAGAACUCCGUCUACCGAACUUACACCUGGCCGGGAAGUUAACUGACCGGCUAGGAGAUCUCCGUCAGUUACGAAAGUUAAGUUUACAUUCUAAUAGCUUCAACGGAUCAAUCCCUAGAACUCUAUCUGGUUGUGAUCUGUUACGCGCAGUUUAUCUACAGGGAAACUCCUUCACCGGAAGUUUCCCGGUGGAAAUCGGAAACCUAAACAACUUGCAAUUUCUCAAUAUCGCAAGGAAUCGUCUCUCCGGUGAAGUUUCCAGCAACUUCUCGCCUCAACUUCGGUUCCUCGACCUCUCAUCGAACGAUUUCUCCGGCGCGGUACCGGUAAACUUCUCCUCCGCUUCUCAGAUUCAUCUCAUAAAUCUCUCGUUCAAUCGGUUUUCCGGUGAGAUACCGGCGAGUAUCGGACAGCUUCAGUCGCUAGAGUAUCUAUGGCUAGACGAAAAUGAUUUGUACGGAACUUUGCCGUCGGCGAUUGCGAACUGUUCUUCGCUCGUUCAUUUGAGCGCUGUGAACAACGCCCUACGUGGAGUUAUUCCGACGACUAUUGGCUUCCUUCCGAAACUCCAGGUUAUUUCGCUUUCUAAUAACGAAUUUACCGGUUCGGUCCCCACGUCUCUUCUUUGUAAUUCAUCAGUCAACGAAUCUUCUUUGAGAAUACUUCAGCUUGGAUUUAAUAACUUCACGGGUUUGAUCAAUCCAUUAAACUCGUUGUGUUCUAGCAAGCUAGAGAUAUUGGAGAUUCACGAUAAUCAGAUAGAAAACGUUUUUCCUUACUGGUUAACCAAUGUUUCAUCCCUGCAAGUUUUAGAUCUUUCCGGUAAUGCAUUUUCCGGCGUUAUACCGGCUGAAAUCGGCAAUCUGGUUAACCUCGAAGAGCUCAGAGUUGUUAAUAACUCCCUAACCGGGGAUUUGCCUGUUGAUAUUCAAAAAUGUGGUUUGCUGAAGGAGAUUGAUCUUGAGGGGAAUCAAUUUUCAGGUCCAUUCCCAGAUUUCUUGAUGAAUAUGAAGAGCUUGACUGCAUUAUCUCUAGGAGGGAAUUCAUUCACUGGUUCGAUUCCUUCAACUAUUGGAAAUCUCUUCGAACUCGAAUCCCUCAAGUUGGAGAACAACCAUCUUAGUGGCGCUCUACCGCAGGAGCUUAUGGGAUUGAAAAACUUAACCAUCUUGAACUUGAGUCAUAAUAAGUUCUCCGGCGAAGUUCCAUACAGCAUUGGUGACCUGAUGAACUUACAGUAUCUUAACAUCAGUGGCUGUGGAUUCUCCGGGAGAGUUCCGGUGAGCAUCGGGAGGUUGUUGAGGCUGGUUACUCUGGAUCUAAGCAAGCAAAAUUUGUCAGGUGAACUUCCAUUUGAGCUUUUUGGAUUGCCUAAUCUGCAAAUCGUGGCUUUAGAAGAAAACUCCUUGUCGGGUUCUAUUCCUGAAGGGUUUAGCAGUUUAUUGAAUCUGCAGUAUCUGAAUCUUUCAUCCAAUAACUUAUCCGGCACAGUUCCGGCUACCUACGGUUUCCUCGAUUCAUUAAUCGUUUUCUCCAUCUCCGACAAUAAUGUCGCUGGUAUUAUUCCAGAUGAGCUUGCGAAUUGCUCGGGUCUUGAGAUCCUGGAGCUUCGUGGUAAUCGCUUUGAGGGUCAUAUUGCACCUGAACUAUUUGAUAUGCCUCGAUUGAUGAAGAUGGAUUUUGGUCGGAAUUAUUUGACUGGUUCUAUUCCGGCGAUUAUUUCAAGAUUCUCAUCGUUAACGUCUCUGCUAUUAGAUGGAAACCAUCUCUCCGGUAAUAUACCAGGAUCAAUUACGAAUCUGUCAAAUCUAACUCGGCUGGAUCUUUCAUCAAACAGGUUGAAUGGAACUAUUCCAUUAAACCUAUCAUCUUCUCUUCCACUCCUGAACUAUUUCAACGUCUCAAACAAUAACCUGCAAGGUGAGAUUCCGGGGACUCUAGCCAGCCGAUUCAACAACCCUUCUUUGUUUUCCGGUAACCAUAAUUUAUGCGGGAAGCCAUUGGCGAGAAAGUGUAGGAACGAGAUAAGACAACGGAAGAGGAAAAAGUUGAUCUUUUUGAUAAUUGUUCCCAGUGCUGGAGGUUGCCUUUUUACACUAUGUUGUUGUGGCUACAUAACAAGCCUUCUCUGUUGGAGGAGAAAAUUAAGACGAAAAUCUAACCCUGAUAAGAAGUCGAGUUCGGGUCGUGCCAGUUCGGCUCAAGAUGUCGAAAAUGGCGCUCCAAAACUGAUCAUGUUUAACAACAAAAUAACGUACGCAGAAACUGUCGAAGCCACGAGACAAUUCGACGAAGAAAACAUCUUGAGCCGCGGAAGCCACGGGCUCGUGUUCAAAGCAACAUACGCGGACGGAAUGGUCUUAUCGAUCCGACGCCUCCCGGAUGCUUCAAUUGAUGUUGGCACGUUCAAAAAGGAAGCUGAGUCCCUAGGGAAAGUCAAGCAUCGAAACCUAACCGUCCUUCGUGGCUACUACGUUGGACCGCCACCGGACAUGCGUCUAUUGAUAUACGACUACAUGCCAAAUGGAAACCUUUCGACCCUCCUCCAAGAAGCUUCCCACCAAGAAGGUGGCGGCGGCCACGUUCUAAACUGGCCCAUGCGCCACCUCAUUGCCCUCGGUAUUGCCCGAGGGCUAGCAUUCCUAGACUCAGUCUCAAUUAUUCACGGGGACGUGAAACCGCAAAACGUGUUGUUCGAUGCUGAUUUCGAAGCCCAUUUAUCCGAUUUUGGGAUUGAUAAGCUAAUCGUGGCCGUGGAGGCAGAGGCCUCUUCCUCUUCAACUCGGGUCGGUACUCUGGGUUACGUGGCUCCAGAGGUCGCCUUGACGGGUCAGGUCACGAAAGAAUCGGAUGUUUACAGUUUUGGAAUAGUACUGUUGGAAAUUCUAACUGGAAAGAAGCCGGUGAUGUUUACUCAAGAUGAGGAUAUCGUGAAAUGGGUGAAAAGGCAAUUGCAAAGCGGUCAAAUAUCGGAGCUUCUUGAACCGGGUUUACUCGAACUUGACCCGGAAUCAUCGGAAUGGGAGGAGUUUCUUUUAGGGGUAAAAGUGGGACUUCUUUGCACCAUGCCUGACCCAAAAGAGCGACCUUCUAUGUCGGACAUAGUAUUCAUGCUUGAAGGGUGUAGGGUGAGCCCGGACAUCCCGUCUUCGGCCGACCCGACAACAUUAGCUUCUCCUAACUCCUAAUUAGUGUUCAUUGAAUUGUGUCAUUAGAUCCUUUUUAUUUAAUGUACCACUAAGAUUAUUAUUUCGAUUUGAUGUUUUAGUUUAAGAUU
Messenger RNA from Impatiens glandulifera, 3650 nucleotides. RefSeq names its product probable LRR receptor-like serine/threonine-protein kinase At4g36180. The transcript has a single exon. Bases 160 to 3561 code for a protein of 1133 amino acids. NCBI's taxonomy places the organism in Eukaryota, Viridiplantae, Streptophyta, Magnoliopsida, Ericales, Balsaminaceae. Gene Ontology annotation, biological process: protein phosphorylation. Gene Ontology annotation, molecular function: protein kinase activity; receptor serine/threonine kinase binding; ATP binding. The record is from RefSeq and is a predicted model, not a curated record.